UGCCUUUAUUCGAUGAAGCGGUUGCUUUGUACGCUGUGGAAGGAUGGCCGACAAAAGGAAACUGCAAAGUGACAUUGAAAGAAACCUCAAGAGAGUACAGGAGGGGAGAACUGCCUUCCAGGUAUAGUGUAAAUUUAUGUAGUGGGACUAGUUAUUUAGUAAGAUAUUAGCUAUAUACAGUUUAUAGUUGGUGAAAAUGAUAUGUCUACCGUCUAAAAACUGUGUUUGUAUACAUAUGUACUGUGUACGUUGCAAUAGAAACAACGAAUAUAUAUUCACGAGCCAUUUAAGUAUAAAUUUAUCUUUGUACGAAACGUAGAUCUAGAGUAACUUAUAAAUCACUCGAGUGAUUAUUCCAAACACCACAAUGAAGCGUUCUUUCAUUUAUUGUAGUGAUAGCUAUCAUAUGGGAACUUAUUUUGACAUCUAUUCAUACAAAUGUUAGAUAGUCAGAAGUUUCAGCUUGCCGUUUAUAUAUAUUCAUCGACUUUGAUAGACCUCGUUUUGCUAAAAUAAAUAAAGUCACUAAAGUUAAACCUUAAUACGUUUUUAGCUAGUCUAGAUCAUUUAUUACCUAGCUAUUAGUAAGGCCUCAUUUAAGUGAAAGGCAUAGUUUACAGUGACGGUGAUUGUGUAUUGAAAAGUUUCUAGUUUUUUACGUUUAUGUUUUAAGAAUGAUACGCAACAUUAAUACCUAUCCACAAAAACUCAUGAAUAACUCAUAAAUUUUGAACUUACAUUCCAUUACAUAUUUGCCUCAUAACUACUGAGUCGCUAUUCUGUAUAUUUUUCACUGAGCUUGAAACAGCCUGACUGUCAAAUAGCUCUUAUUCUAUAUAUCCCAAUGCAAACAGUAUUCAUUAGUAACGGAGUUCUUUUGUGUUAAAAUCAGCGUAAAUAUCCGGUCGAAAUUUUAUGCUUUUUAGAACGUGUUUCUGUAUGACCGCAAGUUUUUCUUGGCUCAUUUACUGUUCAUUUAAUAAUUGUGGUAGAAGUUUGGUUUCAUUUUGUUACAAGGGAUAAGAUACACUAAGAGCUUUCAAAUAUCUGACUGCCAACUGACAUCUGAAAAAUAUUUCACUUAACACGCCAGUUGCAACUUUCUUGUCCCAAACUAUUUGUAUUUUACAUGAUUUGUAUAUAGCGCUGUUUAUUCGGAAGAUCACCUUGUAGUAUACUCAACCCUGCAUACAGUAUACAGCUUACAAGUUAUUGAAUAUUCACGUGUUCAGAUGAAAAUUAAGUCAUUUCUGAUAUCCAAGCCUUUGAACACUGUAUGAAAGCACCACAGUAAUUGAUCUGUUUCUAGCUGGAGUCACGUACUUCAAUUGAAAUGCAUGUAAUUUGACUGGUUGGUCAUUCAUAUGUUUCUAAGACCCAAUAGGAUAUUUUCACUAAGUAUCAAGUUAUUCCACAUUUGUUGAUUUGAACAUUAGCACUUCACAUGGUUAGUACGACAAACUAUAGUCGUAAAACUACUAUCAUUCUGGAAAUAUCUUUCUACGUUAUCGUGGACUAGAAAGUUUCAUUCGCUCAUGCUCUGAUAAUAGCACAUAAGUCAAUCUUGUUCUCAGUUGAACCCUCCCAUGACUUUCUAAUGCAUCUUGUACUCCUAUUAUUAAUCAUUCUUUUCUGGUUUAAUGCUUCUUUGAACAUACAGCCAGUCAUAAUAAUUCAAUCUUAAUAAAUGAAGCCUUAUUUCUUGGAUCUAAAACCCAAACUAUCUUUUGGGGGCGUUUGCCAAACUGGAAAAUAGACUUUACUGGCCAUGUGCAUGCCGUGUCUCUCAAACACAAUUAUGAAGGUCAAGUUUGAGUAUUCUUAUAAGUUCAACUAACUUCUGUGGACAAUCCACACUGUUCGCUCUUUGCUUAUCUUUUGGUUUGUCACCAAUUUCUUGUAGUCUUGUCGGUAUAUAUACAACGUUGGCUACUCGAAUGUCAUAUAAUUGUCAAAAAGUGGGUAAUUUUACCCACUGACAGUUGUAGCAUAUUUUCAUAUAUUUCCUUUUCCUAAUAAAUCUAGGAAAUACUGGAUAAAUUUGAAAGUACCAACAAUCCGACUCAAAAAGAAAAAUUUGAAGGCGAUCUAAAAAAAGAGAUUAAAAAACUUCAAAGAUUAAGAGAUCAAAUCAAAACAUGGAUUACAGCUAGUGAAGUGAAAGAUAAGCGACCAUUAUUAGAAGCACGUAAGGAAAUCGAACAGGAUAUGGAACGAUUUAAAAAGGUCUAUUAUCAACUGAAGCGAAAAAAGACCCGUUACAGAAAGAAAAAGAAGAAUUAGAUGAUUGGUUAAAACAAUGUAUUAGUUCAUUAAAUACACAAACAGAAAAAUAUGAGUUUGAGAUUGAAAGCUUAUCAAAUAAUACUAAAAAGAAAAGAAUAGAUAAAGAAACAGCUUCAGCAAUCGAUGAAAAACGUCAACGUUUAGAGAUGUGUUGUUUUCAUGUUGAAAAACUUGAAACCAUUAUGCGUUUAUUAGAUAAUGAACGAUUAGAUUGUACAAAGGUUAGAUCUAUUCAAGAGUCUAUUGAAUAUGUGAUCGAUUGUAGUGAUAAUCAGUCUAUGUUUGACUUUAAGAAUAUUUAUGAUGAUUUAUGUUUGGAUGAGUUAGGUGAUUCUACUGGAAUAACUGCAGCACCAGGCACUGCAACAGGAAAUCAAGAGCAUGAUUUAAAUGGUGUAAUUACCCCCGGUACUACACUGGUAAAUCAACGAGUAGGGAGUGAUGAUGCUGGCUCUUCAACUUCGACUCAAACAAGUGCAUCAAAUAAUACAGAUUCGUCUGUCACUCAUCCUGGGUCAUCGGCAUCAUCCAAUGCGUCUUCUUCCCGAGAACGUGCUAAAAGUGAUGAUAAAGUCUCCUUGUUACCACAUGUAUCCGCUUCUUCUACUAGUACACCUAUGAAAUCUUCAAAUACACCAGGUUCAUCGGGCAAACAAAAACCCGCUGCUUCAAUUAAUCAAACUGCUCCUGCUCUUAUGUCCCAAGUUGUUGCUGGCACUCCUAAUAAAUCUGGAAAGUUGAACGCAAAUAGUCAUUCAACAUCAAACAGUAUGACAAUCGUUGCCGAGAUAGGCCCGGCCAAACCCUCUAGUACUAUAGAUUCUCAGGUCGUUGUUGACGAUCUUGCUCGAAACCAGAAGAACGAAACCACCCAAAAACAUAAUGACCGUCCCAAUACAGUUACAACAAAUCCUCAGUUACAAUCACAGAUAAAAAAUGGCCCCAGUGACGAUAGCAAUUCAUUAACACCUUUCCCCUCUGUUUCAGGAACAAAUUCAACGUCUACAGCACCUAGUCUUGCAUUUUCCGCCUCUCAUGUAAAGGAAGAUUCUUCUGUGAUCAACAGUCGAGAAGAAUUACUUGCGCCAUGUCAACCGUCAUGUGUUUCCAACUCAAUAAAUUCUUCGUCACCUAUUCCACUGCGAAGUAUGUCAUCUGAAGUUAGCAAAGCUUCAGGUGUUACUAAUGCUUACAACAAUUCGAUGCUUUCCACUUCUACAGACGAAAGCUCUGAAAACGUAAAUCGUACUCCUCCCAGUCUAUAUUCAACGGCUAUGCUAGCUGCUUCUCAGGAUAAACAAUUGUCAUCCCUACUCGCUUGCUCUCAACAUCCAUCUUUAGGACGUGCAGGUUCGAAUUCUGUUGUGGAUCCGUCACUUUCUGCAAUUUCCUUGUCCAGUAAAUUUCACUCAACAUCUGGUGUUUCAUCUUUACCACUUCCUUCAACUGUCAUAUCUACAACCAAUCCUCAAGUACAGUCCUCUUAUUUGGGACUAGACAGCCAACUAUCUAGUAUACAACCGUCUUUACAUUCUCAACAAAUAAAAAAUCAGAAUAGUCCUGUUCAUGCUCAUAUGCAUCCACGUGAUGCUGCUGCUCCCUUCCGUAACAGAAAUUUGGACAAACCCAAAGGAGCUGUACCACAAGAGGUAAGUUCAUUUUUGUCUUCUCCGUUCCGAUCCAUUUCUCAUAUGUCCUGGUCUUUCUAUGGAUUUUUGUUUACAUCACUGCAUUGAUUUAGUCUUAACCAACCUAACGUGAUUGCGCAAUGAUUCGAGCUGUCACAAUAAUAUUUCAUUAAGAUGAAAAAAAAAACAAAAAGGCCCAGCCAGUACAAACGGUUAAUUUCAUUAGAAAAUACAAUGCUUCUACCAUCCACUAUAAUCAAUCCAUAGAUUUUAUCGCAAGAAUACCAUCUUGUGGUGCCACACAAGCCGAUAAGUGUUUUAAAAUGGUAAACAAAAGUUCACUCACUCCUCUAUUUUCUAGCAAUUAUAUACUACUAGAAGGAGAAGGAACACUUCAGGUUUCUUUCCCUAAAUGCCCUGGACGGCCAAGGGUUUAUUUUUUUAUUUGGACACAUAAAUAUUGGUACAAAGGGGUACUGAAUACAUAUGCGCCACACAAGUCACUUGGUUUGGGUGUGGAGAGUUAGCUCUCUCUCUCUCGAAAUCCUCUCACACGGACACUUAUGUAUCUGCUGCCAGAGAAGUUCUACUCAUUGCCUACUCAUCGCGGGGUUGUUGUUUACGAAAUUGAGAAAACGAAAAGCAAAUGCCCGGCGCUUUAACCGGGUUGAUAAACAUGAAGAGUACCUAGGGGAGUUGGAAAACCCUGAUAUUAAUGUUUCGUAUGUUUUGAGUUGACGUGGUUUUGCAAAAAAGAAUUCGAUAUUUCAUUUUAAAUUCUCAGGUUGUGGUUGACCAAAAAACACUACUCUAAUUUGUUUGGUUUCAGUUCACACUCGUGAGAAUCAUUAUUAUAAUAUUAAAGACGAUUUGUUAUCAAUAGUCUAUUCAAUCCUGUAAACCAUAGUUCUGGUUUUAGUUAUCCAUUAAAAAUUCCUCUCAUAGUAUUGAUGAAAGGUAUUGUAGUGAAACUCCAGGGUAAACAUUCGUUUUCUAUAUGUCACAGUCAUGGAUCACUGAUAUGUAAGUAUCUUAAUAUUAUCGACAUCUUACUAUCAAAUCAUCCGAAAGUUAGUUAUCAUGAAAUACCUAUCAACAUUACAUUAGACUGUUAAACAAAUUGUUAUAUUUGUAAUAUUUCUUGAAACACUACAGAUUCAUUCAUGGUGGAAAAACCACAGUUUAUAAAAUCAUUAUACGAGUAGCCUUUUACCAGAAUCCUAGUGUUUGUUUUGGUAAACUUUUUGGCAAACAAAGCCUUGAUAUGCACGUAUAUUUAAUCGUAUUCGUUAAUCCUAAGUUGGUUUUUGCUACAAAUUUUCAGUAGGAUAAGAACCGGAGGUUGCUAAGUAACUGUUUUAUCCCAGUUUGAAACUUAUCAAUAAUAAAUCCUUCCACUCAUAAGAGCUCGAAUUCAAGAGAUUCAGUUAUCCGUAUGUCCGCAUUACCAUUUAGACCAAUGAGUCGUAAUUGAUUUCUACAUAUUUACCAACUUUAGUCACUCGAUUAUACUAUAUGGAGCUGGGUUCAAACCCUAUAUUUGAAAGUCGAACACCUUAAUCAUUGAUUCGCCGCUCCAUCAUCUAGUACUAUCAAACAAGAUCAUGGGUAAGCACUGUUGAUGAGCCUCUCACUAGGACGAACUAUCUAUCUAUCUAUCAAUCCCUAACUUCUAAUGAUUUCGAGCUAUUUUUCAAACGACUUUUAAAUUGAACGAAUCUCGACAGACUUAUAUAAUAGAAAAAUAUGUUGUUUUAAUCUUUUAAACAUACAUUGGAACUCUACUAAUAAUUCUCUAACCUUAUUGAUUUUAAUCGAGGUGUCGGUAGUUCGAUUUUCUAAAAUAUAAAUAAUACUUUCUGUCUAAAUAUUUGCCUACAUUUGAAUUAACCAUAGUAAAUUAGGGCUUAUUGAUAAAGAUGAUGAAAUAUAUUUUUCUAGCAUACUUGGAAAUUAUCAAGUUAGCAAUAGCAUUUAAAUUGUUAAUGACAAAUAUAAAGUGUAUUAUAUGAUAUAUGAUAAUAAGGAUCUUAUGAAUAGGUUUCUCAUUUUGUGUUUUUGUUAUAACUUGUGGCUUGUGUGCCCUGCUAAUGUAUAACGUAACGAUACCGCCAAUUAGAGAGCAGUGACUUAUCGAUCGGAUCAAUGACGCGUAAACCCGUAUGAACAGUCUAGAGUCCUUAUUGAUCCUGCUUUCCGUCUAGCCCAGCCAGUUAAGUACAGAACACCAAUCUCAGCCUCUGAGAUAUGAAUCAUUUAUUUCAAACAUACUGGGUUUAUAUACCAUUCAGACAGACCAAAUCGUACCAAUAAAAUAGGACACAACAUUUGCACAAGAUUUGGCCAAAUGGUCCCGACCGUUGUUGCUACCUUGACGUGGUGGUCGGGCUUGCCUAUCGUGAUGAAGCAACCGAGCUAUACUGGCUGGAACAACCGUUCCUCAAGGUUUUACCAUGUCAGAUAGGUCGGUUGAAGAGUGGUAAGACUAAAAGCAACAAACCCAAUGUCCGAAGGCGAAGGCCUUCAGCUACUCUACAACUACCUUCCAUUACCAGGCAAUGUGAAUGGAACAUUGAAGUAGGUCCCCCGAGUCUAACUGAAGUCCAAAAGGCUAUAGUUAAUCUGAAACGAGAAAGGGCAGCUGGUCCAAAUGGAUUGGCUCCAGAGGUCUUUAAGGAUGGUGGUCCAAUUUUGGCGAUUAGGUUGACUAAUAUUUUAGCUAAAAUCUGGGAGUUAGACGUUAUGCCAUUUAACUGGUCACAAUCACUUAUCGUCCCAAUAUAUAAGAGAGGGUCAAAAUCAUCCUGUGACAGCCAUAGAGGGAUUAGUUUAACUAAUAUAAUAUCUGAAAUACUAGCCUCGAUAAUUAUCAGACGCCUAACUAAGACUCGUGAACUGCAAACACGAGAGAAUCAAGCUGGCUUCAGACCUGGUCGUGGCUGCAUCGACCACAUACUCACCAUUCGUCAGGUUCUAGAACACAGGCAUACUUAUCGGCGUCCGACAAUGGUGGUCUUUCUUGACUUAAAAGCAGCAUUUGACUCGGUAGACCGCGAGAUUCUGUGGCGGUGUCUGUCAUUGAAAGGCGUACCUCAGAAGUACAUAAACCUUGUGAAGGCUCUUUACUCGAACACUACUAGUCGAGUCAGAGCUUAUGGCGAACUGUCAUAUGCUUUUGCAACCUCAAGUAGUGUCCAUCAAGGAUGUCCACUUUCUCCAUUUUUGUUUAACUUCAUCAUAGACCUACUGAUGAAAAUAACAUUCUCGUCGACUGAAUUCUCGGGCAUUGAUCUCCUUCCAGGAGGUCCACUUAUCGACUUAGAAUACGCAGAUGAUAUAGUCCUGUUUGGUGAAGACGCUGAUAAAAUGCAGAGCCUUUUGGUAGCACUAAGCAACAAUGCCAGAAUGUUUGGAAUGCGCUUCUCUCCCUCUAAAUGCAAGAUGUUGCUUCAGGACUGGUCUGCAUCAACACCUGAACUAAGGAUAGGGAGUGAAGUAGUCGAACGCGUCGACAACUUCACUUAUCUUGGAAGUCUGAUCAGCCCUAAUGGGUUGGUAUCGGACGAAAUCUCAGCACGGAUUCGAAAAGCUCGUUUGGCUUUUGCCAACUUACGUCACCUUUGGCGAAGGCGAGAUAUCCGUCUAUCAAUAAAAGGACGAGUAUACUGCGCGGCAGUCCGUUCUGUUUUACUUUACGGCAGCGAAACAUGGCCUUUAAGAGUAGAAGACAUCCGUAAGUUACUAGUAUUUGACCACAGAUGCCUUAGAAAUAUUGCUGGCGUCUGUUGGGUUCACCAGAUAAAUAAUAGUGAGGCUAGACGCAGGGUAUCAGGGAAGGAUGGUAAAUCAGUUGGUGAGGUUGUUAAUCUUCAUCGACUGAAAUGGUUGGGCCACGUGUUACGUAUGCCUGAACACCGAUUACCACGACGUGCAAUGCUAACCGGUGUUCGGGAUGGUUGGAAGAAAGUUAGGGGCGGCCAUACCAAAACGUGGCAUCAGUGCUUGAAGUCACUAACUUCUAGUCUGAGCCAUGUUGGUAGAUGCAGACUACUUUGUUGGGGUCCGCGUGACUAUCGUAACCAAUGGUUGUAAACUGUAAGUGACAUGGCUCAAAAUCGAUCACAGUGGUAUAGGUGUAUACACUGUCUAUCUUCUCUUAAACUAAGACAUUAAAAUCGCUUCAUAUCUUUCUUUCUACGUAGUAAUUCUUUCUUCCUGUACUGUAUUUUUUAUAUGCAAUCUUUCUUUUAUAUAUUACCACCACUGGAUUAACUACUAUGAAUUCGCUGUUCAUCUUGGUGUACUAAUGAGUGAAGUAUGACAACUUGGACCGAUGCAUAUAUGUGCUUGUUCUUACGUUGUAGCUGACUGACUGACUGACUGAAUCCAUAUACACAUGAAUAAAUAAGAAUAUCAUAACCAUUAUAUUUAAUACGCCUAAAAAAGAUGUAUUUUUCCUUUUUGCUAUUUCUAUUAACUACUUUGAUAUAUACAUUAUAGAAAUACAAUAUAUUGAUUAAGAAAUCCGAUUAUAAUCUACCCCUGGUUUUACUUUGUUUAACGGAAAUCAAUAAAUUUAACCUAUUCUCCGUAUGUUUUUCUAAUCGUCUUUGUUGUUGUUGUUAUAGAUCAAUAUAAUCUAAUUGUCAUUUUUCUUUUUAGGCUUAAUGAAAAUUACAAACAAUUAUGUCUUAUUUUAGAAUCUAUUCAUAUGAUAUUAGAGAUUUAUUAUUAUUAUUAUUAUUUUUAGUUACAUUCACACUACUUAGAUUAUAGAUUUGAUGUUUUAUUUAUUACCGCCUAUCAAUUAAGAUCUGAUUGUGUUACUAGGGUUUCACUUAUUAUUAUUAUUAUCUCUAACAUCUUUUUAUCUCAUAUGGUUUUUAAUUGUAAAAAUUAUGGAGCAGUGGCUGAAUGGUUAAAUGGUGGCCCCCCAAGUGCCCUGGUACGGCCGAGGGUGGGGAGAGUCAGCUCUCCCUCUUGAAAUGCUCUCACAUGGUUACGUGUAUACAGUCAUUGUCGAAAAAGUGCUACUCACUGCCUUCUUGAAGUAGGGGGUGUUAUUUACGAAUUUGAGAGGACGAAAAGCGAAUGUCCGGUGCUUUAACCGGGUUGGUGGAUAUGGAGGAUCCACCUAGAGGAAGUUGGGAAACCUUUAUUUUGUUGGGGUUUUGUUCUCUGAUCUGGAUGGUUUGAUCGUGGAGCUUCUACCUGAAGUUUGUGCUGUUGAUAUCGUUCAGAAGAACGAUCACUCACCUGAGCUACAAAACCCUGAUUCCAAACCAAUGAUGCACUUGGGCUCUAGGAUCCUGAAGGAACAAAUGGCGUGUAAACCAAUUAUUAAUCACUGGCUACUAUGAGACUGCAUGUCCUAAAGUUCCUCCACUGCCUUGUAGAUCAGACCUUUAGGUUGAAGGCUCGGAGUGUGGGCACCUAAGAAAACCACCUGCUUCUGUUUGGGCACCCUGGCAGUAUCACAGCCCACACACAAAUCAAGUGACUUGUGUGGCGCAUAUGUAUUCGUUGCCCCUUUGUACCAAUAUUUAUGUGUUUAAAUAAUAAAAGAAUGAUUAAAAUGUUCGUUCUCAACCGAUAGGUCUCAGAUUCGAACCUUGUUCGACUCAGUUUGGUAGUAUCAUUGAGUCUUGCAUAGAAAGAAUAUGGUUCGAAGUCGGAAUGCAUAUAAACUUGUGUUUUGUAAAUGACUUAAUAUAUUUAUUUAUUUACUUGAACACAUAAAUAUUCGUACAAGGGGGCACCAGAUAUAUGUGGCCACACUGGUGCGUGUAGUUUCAGAAAAGCUCUUUAAGUAUUCGUAUUUGAGGGUAGCAUUCAAUUUUCAACCAAUCAGUGGCUCGAGAACGUUUAGAUAGAACCGAGUUUCCACCAUAUGCAAGCUGCUGUAUAAGUCGAAAAAUAAGGAUACACAAAGUGGGAAUAAAAGAGGGUGAAUAAGUGACGUAGUAAAUAAUAAUAAUAAUAAUAAUAGUGUGAAUUGUUUGACUGUUAAUCGAAGCGAGAAUAGUAUUUUCAGUAAAUUUCGUCAUUUCAUUCUAUUUGUGUGUGGGCUGUGAUACUGCCCGGAUGCCCAGACCGAAGCAGGUGGUUUUCUUAGGGGGCCACACCUCGAGCCUUUGAUCUAAAGGUCUGACCGACAAGGCAGUGGAGCAUCGUAAGGAAAUGCAGUCCCAUGGUAGCCGGUGGCCAACAAUUGGUUCCUUCAGGAUACUGGGGCUCAUGUGCACCAUGAGUUUGGAAUGAGGAUUUUCUAACUCCCCUAUGUGGACUCUCGGUGCUCACCAACCCACUUAAAGCCCAGGAAAUUCGCUUUUCGUCCUCUCAAUUUGGUAAACAACACCCUCGCCACGAGAAUGCAGUGAGUCGGACUUUCUUGGCACAGGCUAUAUACGCGUGGCCAUGUGAGAGCAUUUCGAAAGGGAAAGCGGUCCCUCUCCACUCUCGGCCAUACUAGGGCAUUUGGGAGCCAUCUAUUUGAUAUGUGGAUAAAAUGUGAUCAAAAUUUGUUCUUUUUUUAUGAAAUUGAAUGAUCUUGGUAAUUGAAUAAAUCUAUAAUUAUCUAUUUUAUUGGUCACAAUGAAUAUUAACCGAUUAAAUAGAUAAAAGCAGAAAGAAAGAACGAAAGAAGGAAAGAAAGGGAUUGUUAUAAUCUCUUUAGUUAAGAGUUGAAUUCUCAGGUCAAUUCACUAUCAAUCAAUUUAGUGUAUGAAUAUCAUAAACAAAGUUUUAAGUUAUUUUAUUAUUCAUAAGAUUUGAUUGGUAUAUCUCUAGAAUAUUUGGAUAGUUGUAAGCUUUAAAACCUAUUAUUCGUAUAUGAUUUCGUGGCAUAUAUCUUAAAGACCCUAAAUGCCCUGGUAUGGACGACGAAAUGCUCUCAUAUCGCCACGUGCAUAGAACUACUGCUAGGGAAGUACUACUGAUUGUCCUACACACAAAUCAAGUGACUUGUGUAUCGCAUAUGAAUUUGGUGCCUCUUUGUACCAAUAUUUAUGUGUUCAAAUAGAAAUAUAUCUUGAAGCUCCACGAGUUUCUUACGAAAAUUUAGGUUCUUUUUAUUCAAUGCUACCAUAAGAUAUUACUACUUUCGUAUUUUCAUUAAUUAUCUAAUUCAUUUGCCUUAGACAAAUGCGUGUAUUUAGCUUCAAGCCACUCUCCAAAUCUAAGAAUUGAUGAUAUUACCUGGUAGUCCAAAUCCUUCGGAAACAAUGAUGAUCAAACACAGAGAGUCGUGUAACAUCCUCAACUCGGAGAGGCUAGGUUUCACAAGCAUAGAGCAAAACUGCUCUCACCGACGCGUUGUAGAUCCGACCUUUUACAACCAGACUGACAUCACGAAGGCGCCAAAGAUGGCCCAGACUGGCAUAAGCCGCUCUGGAUUUCAUUAUACAUGAAUCGAUCUCACCACUCAACAACUACAUAAAGAUAAUUUGAAUGACAAGCUUAUCAGUUGUUUGUUUAUAAUAAUGUAAAAGUGUUUAGUAUACCAUAUCUUUGACUUUUGAAUUCUUACGUUUACAUCCCAAUUUAUCCCCAGUGACUAGUUAACUUGAUUCCUCCUAUUUCUCUAUACCCUCCCUUAAAUAGUUAAUGAAGUUUUUUUCUACUAUUUUUCUUUGUUCUGUGGAAUGUUUUGUAAGAAUAUGUCAUCUAUGUCUAAUAUUGUAAUGAUAUAUUUCAACGCUUGAACCUUAUUGUCUUGUAUACGUUUUUGAUUUAUUUAAAGUGUUACUUAAAUUGUCUAUUUAUAAGUUUCAAUAGAUGAAAUCAUGAGUCAAUUGAAGCUAGACCACCAUGGAAAACCAGGAAGCACUGGACGGCCGUUUCGUUCUAGUAUGGGACUCCUCAGAAGUGGUGAUCUGGCUUCAAUUGACUCAUGAUUUCAACUAUUGAGAUUUCUAAAAUCUCCGAAAAACCCCUUUUGAUAUUUAUAAAUUGUUAAACAUUACUUUAGAUUGUCUAUACCUCCAUUCAAUAACUCCUAGUUUUUAUCCCUAUCAUCGUCACUUUUCUUUAUGUAACAGUGAAUAUCGUUAGAAAAAAGGAGCUAAAUUGUAGUAUAAUUGCAGUGAACAAGAACACGACUGGGGAUAAUUGGAUGUAUUUGACAAGAAGUUACAGAGCAUCUCAUUAACAUCUGAGGACCAUCUAGUGUAAAUAAUUAAUUUGCAGAAUAUCAAUCCAUCGUCUCAAUCUAAACUGUUCCUUUUGUAUAUAUUAAUCCAUUGUCUCAGAUUUCAUUGUUUAUGCAUUUUCAUACUAAUCGCGUUCCGUUCCUAUUCUUUCCUUACCGAUUCUCUACUGUAAUACAUUCUAUGCCUGACCAUCGUUAUAUACUACUUAUAUGGAUAUAAGUAACCCACACCACACUACUGCAUUAUAUUAAUCUCUUGCGCUAUUUCCAUACUAUCGUGCUAGUGUGGUAUGACCACUUGAACAAACACCCAAGUCAGACUAUGUAUGUUGAUGAUGCCUUUCUUGAUAAAAUCAGUAUAAUUUGAUAUGGAAAUAUAGUACAAAAGUGAAUGAAUCCAAGAUUCUCAACUGGAAUACAUUCUAUGCCUGACCACCUUUAUAUACUACUUAUAUGGAUAUAAGUAACCCACACACUUGACACUUGAUUAUCUUACCACAUUUUUAUGUUUUGUUUGUUUUUUAUAGUUUUUUUUAAUGCUGAAAACUUUAUAGUCUAAUACUUUCCUUUUUUUUCUUACUACAAACAAACAAUCAAACGAACCAAACAAUCAAACCAACAAACAAUCAAUCAAACUGAAACAAACCAAACAACCAUCAUUCAAACGAAACGAACAAACCCAACAAACAAACAAUCAAACCAAUCAAACUGAAACCAACCAAAAACAAACACAUAUAGCUUCUUUUACAACUUCAAGCAUUAGAAAGUGGUUAUCGUCGUUUACCACAUUCAUGUGAUACAGAGAAAUCUCGUAUGAUUAUAUGUAAAAAUCCAAUUAAUUGUCCAAAUUAUUAUCCACGUGAACCAUUAACUGGUACUGAUAAUGAAGAAUAUUAUAUGAAAUUAGAUGCACAAACAUUAUUUUUUAUAUUUUAUUAUUUUGAAGGUACUAAAGCACAAUAUUUUGCUGCUAAAGCAUUAAAACGUAUGUCAUGGAGAUUUCAUACAAAAUUUAUGAUGUGGUUUCAACGACAUGAAGAACCUAAACAAAUUACUGAUGAAUAUGAAUCUGGUUCAUAUAUUUAUUAUGAUUAUAGAACAAUGAGACAACGUAAAAAAGAAGAAUUUAUGUUUCAUUAUAGUUUUUUAGAAGAUAAAGAUUUUUAAACUAAACAACUUCUUGUUAUUGUUGCUGUUGUUGUGAUUUAUCACAUAUCUCUAACCCUUGAACAACAUGAGGAACUGUACAAUUGACUUGUGUAUUGUAUAAAAAAAGGAGAGAGGGGGGAAGAAUAGGUGCUUUCAAAUUUGUUUGUUUCUUUGUUUGCAUUUGUUUGCUAUUUCAUUGUGUAAUUCUCUCGUUUUCUUUUCUUUCCUUUUAUUUUUCCCUCCCCUCCUCUCCCCCUCCCUUCUCCAUUUUCCUUCAGUUAUUACAUAAAUGCAGCUAUUUACAAUCUUUUGAACUGUUGAUUCAUUCUUCUCUCUUUUGUUGUUGUUAUUGUGUGUAUAACAUUAUUAUUAUUAAUAUUGAUAAUUAUCAGUGAUAUUAUUAGUACCAAUAUAUAUAAUAUUAUUUAUCAGUGUUUCGUCGCUCAAAAUUCUUUCUUCAUCAAGUGUAAAUCAAUCAAAUUCAUAGAAGUAAUUAGUCAAUCACAAAUCUUUAUUAUUUCCCAAUGUGUAUAUGGGUGUCUCUUUUUUUCUAAUCUUUUGUCUUUAUCAAUGAAUUGUGUAGAAAUUGUUUUCUUUUUUGUUGUUGUUGGAUUAGUGUAAUUUCUCCGCUUCGUUUAUAGUCAGAACUUAUAUAUAUAUAUAUGUAUGUAUGUAUAUUGUGGUGUAUAUGUAAAUGUGCAUAGAAACAACUGAACUGCAUUUAAAACACAUACUCGAUAUAUAUGUAUAUUUUUUUUCACUCCAAAUCAAUAAAGUUCUCUUUUUUUUGAUUUUUUUUCUCUCUAAAGAAAGAAGAAAAAGAAACAAUCGAUAAAUGCAAAUAAAUAUUACAUAGAAAUACUAGUUCUGUCUUUUAUUGUUGUUGUUAUUAUUAUUAUUUCUUAUGUAUAUAUAUAUAUGUAUAUAACUUUGCCAUCUAAUAGAUUAUUCAGUAUGUUUUGAUAAGUUUCAAUUCACUUAGCAUUAUUAUACUUGAAUGUAUUAAUUGAUAUCUUUAGGACUGGAAUUGAUCAAUCUCUUAUAAGUGAUUGUCAUUUCAUUCUGUUUGUGUGUGAGCUGUGAUACUGCCCGGGUGCCAAGACUGAAGCAGGUGGUUUUCUUAAGGGGUCACACUCCGAGCGUUUGAUCUAAAGGUCUGACCGACAAGGCAGUGGAGCAUUGUGAGGAGAUGUAUUCCCAUGGCAGCCGGUGACCAACAAUUGGUUUCUUCAGGAUACUGGAGUCCAUGUGCACCAUUGAUUUGGGAUCCGGUUGAAUCGCCGAACAUUCGCUUUUCGUCCUGUCAAUUUCGUAAACAACACCCCUGGUAGAAGGCAGUGAGUAGGACUUCUUUAGCGGAGGCUGUAUACGCGUGGCCAUGUGAGAGCAUUUCGAAAGAGAGGGCGGGCUCACUUCACUCUUGGCCAUACCAGGGCAUUUGCGGGCAUAUGUGGAUCCUGUGCAAAUUGCCUCGAUAUAGCCUUAAAUCACAAGUAUUAUAAGGAAAGAUGAAUGGUGGCUAAAAGUGGAAUCCAGGAUGCACGUUUUGUCUUAUCUUGGGACUCGUCGGCUACAUGUUCUUGCAUCUCAGAGUUGUUGUUCAUUUUGGAACUCGGACCCUGUACCGUUCGGUUCAAACGCUAUCGCGUUAUACACUUAACUACUGAUUUCUGAUAGCUACUUGCUUGUGCAAUGGGGUGAAGUUUAAAUUCACUUAAUAUUAUUUUACUUGGAUCUUUACAUCUAUAUUUAAGACUGCAAUUGAUCAGUAUCUUAUUGUCAUAUAUGUGUACUGUGCGUAUUACCACGAUAUUGUCUUAAUUCACAAGCAUUGUAAGCAAAGAUAGAUGGUGGCCAUUAGUGGAAUCUAGCUAGGACGCGGUUCCGUACUAAUUGUGACUAGUUAGUUGAAUGUGCCCACACCGCAGAGUUGAUAUUCACUAACCAUCUUUGCUUAUAAAAGUUGUCAAAUAGUCAAGACUCAUGAGUUUGAUUAUAAACCAUUUAAACAUCAAAAUUAAAACACGAAUUUCAGCGAAGGGAUCUCUUUUCAACGAAUUUAUUAUCAAGCUGUACAAUCGUAUAUAUAUGAAAAUUUUGUUUUUGUAAAAGUACUAAUUCCGUGAGGAAAUGUGAACACAGUUAAUAUAAAGGUUAUAAACCAUUUGUCAAUUUCGUAUCACCCAAGAUAUUCAGUCAGUCAACUACAACGUAGGACCAGGCACAUAUAUGGAUCGGUCCAAGUUGUCAUACUUCAUUAACACAGCACAUACCCACAAACCUCAAUAUGUUAAUGUAGAUUUCUUAUUUGUUGUACUACUGAAGUUGUGUACCUUUAAAGGCUGAUGUUCUUUGUCCAAAUAAACAAUUAAAUCACUGACUAGGAUAACAAAGAUGAAUACAUAUUAAUGACUAAGUGUUAUUCUGUUGGGGACGUUAGAUCUCCAGAACUCACUUGGGAAAGGACCUAAUUCUGUAAUUUUAUUUAGAAAAUUUGAAUUUCCUUGGUUCCGCGCCAAAAGCGCUCUUGUCACCUACAUGUCGUAUUUCCCAGUGGGAAGUUACUUAUAUGCUGUUUGUCCAUUGCGUCUUUUAGUAUGCUAUUUGGUAACACUCCCCAAGGACGGUUUUAUACUGUAUAUAUACGUUUUGAAUUGUGUUUGUUGUUAUCCCUCGUUUCUGGCUGUUUGCAGAAUAUACUUCCUCAUUCCAAGCUUGGACUUCUCCCUCUAGUUAGCGGGGCUGGGACGCAUCAAUAGCUAGCUUCCUGGUCUUUGGUCACCGAGUCUUGUUUCUCGUUCGCAGAUUAAGUGAACUCGUUAUAGCUUCAACCCUAGCAUAUUAAAAAAUAGUGAUGAAUCAAUCAGAAUCGAGUAAGUGGAUUCUCACGCUAAUCAUAGAAGUGACUGAAUUGUAUGGAGUUCCAAUUGUUUAAAAUUCUUUUUUUGUUGUUGUCGUUACCAUAAAGUAAAAGUGAUAGCUUGAUAACGUACGUCAAGUGGUUACUUUAUGGAAUACAGUUUGUACAAUAAAUGAUUGUUUCAAUUUACUUUCUUACUG
This is a messenger RNA of Schistosoma haematobium, 16272 nucleotides long. Its product is annotated as CCR4-NOT transcription complex, subunit 3. Gene Ontology annotation, cellular component: P-body; nucleus; CCR4-NOT core complex. Gene Ontology annotation, biological process: regulation of DNA-templated transcription; nuclear-transcribed mRNA poly(A) tail shortening. Lineage: Eukaryota; Metazoa; Platyhelminthes; Trematoda; Strigeidida; Schistosomatidae. Bases 2433 to 4022 code for a protein of 529 amino acids. The transcript has 2 exons. The record is from RefSeq and is a predicted model, not a curated record.